Camponotus floridanus (Florida carpenter ant) is the source of this 1438-nucleotide messenger RNA. It is a transcript of the gene Rpn7, whose product is annotated as 26S proteasome non-ATPase regulatory subunit 6. Gene Ontology annotation, biological process: proteasome-mediated ubiquitin-dependent protein catabolic process. The transcript has 5 exons. The record is from RefSeq and is a predicted model, not a curated record. Gene Ontology annotation, cellular component: proteasome regulatory particle. Bases 113 to 1282 code for a protein of 389 amino acids. Gene Ontology annotation, molecular function: protein binding. NCBI's taxonomy places the organism in Eukaryota, Metazoa, Arthropoda, Insecta, Hymenoptera, Formicidae.
GUGCCGUAUCAAGAUGUUUUUCUUAUCUAUGCUUAAAGAGCCACACGGAAAAGUGUCAGCUCAUUAGAGACAUUGGGAAUUGGGAGUGUGUGUAUUAUUGUUAAAAGUCACAAUGCCGUUGGAAAAUUUGGAAGAGGAAGGUUUGGAGAAGAAUCCGAACUUGGAAUUGGCACAAACUAAAUUCUUGCUGAGUCUUCCCGAGCACAAGGAUGAUCCUAAUAUGAAAACGAAACUCCUGGAUGCUAUCAAAGCCGAUAAUAUGGCUCCAUUCUAUGAAGAGGUAUGUAAAAGCCUGGAUUGGACAGUAGAUGAAGCGCUUCUUUCUACAAUGAAGGCACAUAAUGCGGAACAGUUAAAGAAACAUGAUGAUGCUAUCGAAGAUGCUGAGAAAAAUUUGAGUGAAAUGGAAGUUCGAGAAGCUAAUUUAAAGAAAUCUGAAUAUCUGUGUCGAAUAGGCGAUAAGGAAGGUGCAAUCUCGGCAUUUAGAAAAACUUACGACAAAACAGUAUCAUUAGGACAUAGACUAGACAUUGUGUUCCACAAUAUUAGAAUUGGCUUGUUCUAUCUGGAUCAUGAUCAUAUUACGAGAAAUAUUGAAAAAGCUAAAAGUUUGAUAGAAGAAGGUGGUGACUGGGACAGAAGAAACCGUUUGAAAGUCUAUCAAGGAACAUAUUGUAUAGCAGUUCGCAACUUCAAAGAAGCUGCAAAUUUCUUUUUGGAUACUAUUAGCACGUUUACAAGUUAUGAACUUAUGGAUUAUAAUACAUUUGUGAGAUACACAGUAUACUUGAGCAUGAUAAGUCUACCACGUAAUGAACUGAGAGAUAAAAUCAUUAAGGGAUCCGAAAUAUUAGAAGUUCUCCAUAGUAAUCAGGAUGUCAAGGAUUAUUUGUUCUCAUUGUAUAAUUGUCAUUAUGCAGAUUUCUUCAAAAAUCUUGCACAUGUUGAAGGAUUGUUGCGCCGAGAUUAUCUAGUAUUUCCGCAUUAUCGAUAUUACGUUCGAGAAAUGCGAAUACUCGCGUAUACACAGUUACUGGAAUCUUAUCGAUCAUUAACUCUUCAAUAUAUGGCUGAAGCAUUUGGUGUUACGGUAGAAUACAUCGAUCAAGAAUUAUCACGCUUUAUAGCAGCUGGCCGAUUACACUGCAAAGUUGAUCGAGUCGGAGGUGUAGUCGAGACGAAUCGGCCAGACAGUAAGAAUUGGCAAUAUCAGGCAAUGGUAAAGCAAGGUGAUCUUCUACUCAACAGGGUGCAAAAAUUAUCGCGCGUUAUUAAUAUUUAAUGUCAUACAUUAACAUUAAUACAGAAAAUAUAUACUAUUAACUUAAAAUGAUCAAGAUCGAUUGUUUGGAUCUUUACCAUAUAUCUGUUUUAAAGAGCCUGUGUAUUCAAUUUUAGCAUAAAUUUUGUAAUAAAGAAAGCUAGAAAAACUUGUGUU